UUUCCCCUCGUUUGUACUUCCCUUUCUUCUUACCCGCCCCUUUCUACCCUGAACUGCUUCUUAAGCCAGAACUGUGGUGGUUUUCCUCUUCUCGGCUUGGGGGGGCUGGCGCGGAUAGUAGCAGCCUUUGGGCCUCUGAGGGACAUGGAGCCCAGAAAGGUGGUGCCAGGGGCACAAGGCUGGGGUCCCCGAGGGGCCACGGGGUCAGGGACAGCCGCGGAGCUUGUGUACCACCUAGCCGGGGCUCUGGGCACGGAGCUGCAGGAGCUGGCGCGCCGCUUCGGGCCGGAGGCAGCAGCCGGGCUGGUGCCCCUAGUAGUGCGAGCGCUGGAACUUCUCGAAAAAGCCGCCGUGGGGCCCACCCCGGACUCGCUGCAGGUGUCAGCUCAGCAGGCCGAACUGGAGCUGCGGCAGCUGCGGGAGGAGAACGAGCAGCUCCGCAGGGAGUUGCGUUCUGGGCCCCAGGAGGAGCGCGCGCUGCUGCGGCAGCUCAAGGAGGUGACCGACAGGCAGCGGGACGAGCUCCGGGCGCACAGCCGCGACCUGCAGCAGCGCAGCCUGGAGACCGAGGCCUUGCAGGAGCAGCUGCAGCGCCUCCUGCUGGUGAACGCCGAGUUGCGGCACAAGCUGGCCGCCGUGCAGACCCAGCUUCGGGCAGCGCAGGACCAGGAGAGGGAGCGUGAGGUGCAGCACCAAGACUCCCCAGAGCUGCAGAACCAGGGCCACACCGAUGGAGAGCCCACGUGUGGGCCGCAGCCGGAGCCCGAGCACGCCAUCCCGGACAGCCCGGCUGCUGCCCCGCGGCAGGUGGGGCACCCCUCGGAGGCAGAACAGUGCGGCUUCAGCAGGCAGGAGCUUGAGCAGAUUCUUCAGGAACGCAAUGAGCUCAAAGCCAAGGUGUUCCUGCUCAAGGAGGAGCUGGCCUACUUCCAGCGGGAGCUGCUCGCAGACCACCGAGUCCCUGGGCUUCUGCUGGACGCCAUGAAGGUGGCUGUCAGGAAGCAGCGGAAGAAGAUCAAGGCCAAGAUGCUGGGAACGCCAGAGGAAGCCGAGAGUAGUGAUGAUGAGGAUGGCUCCUGGCUCCUGCUCUCCAGCAAUAAGGAAGACCGGCCCCCUUCUCCUGAGUCCAGAAUCCAAAGCUUCUUUAGUCCAUGGUAUCGGGGUGAAGCCGAGACUCCCAAACCUGAGACCAGCAGCACUGAAGAAGGAAGGACCCCACAGCCAGCUGCUGUGGAGCCUGGGGGGAGCCCCCCAGCUCCCAGCUCCUGACCAACCUCGUGACUUCGAUGGCAGGCCUCUACUGUCCUGCAGGCCUGGUGGCUGACUGGGGGCAGAUGUGGGCAGAUGUGUGACUUCAUGUGAGAGGAGGCCUCCACUUUUGCACCCUUUCUCAAACUCUCCCUUGAUCCUGGCCUAUACCAGGGCGUGACCGGGUACCUGGCCCGCCCUGCCAGCUGCCCCACCCACAUAGGACACAGAACUGACUUCCUACCUCCCAGGGAUUUUUCCAAAUGGCCUUGAACGAAUGGAAUAAAGCCCUAACACCCAGA
Messenger RNA from Ochotona curzoniae (black-lipped pika), 1550 nucleotides. It is a transcript of the gene RILP, whose product is annotated as Rab interacting lysosomal protein. Gene Ontology annotation, molecular function: protein dimerization activity. Lineage: Eukaryota; Metazoa; Chordata; Mammalia; Lagomorpha; Ochotonidae. The record is from RefSeq and is a predicted model, not a curated record. Gene Ontology annotation, cellular component: ciliary basal body; cytoplasm. The transcript is spliced from 8 exons. Gene Ontology annotation, biological process: cilium assembly. The coding region runs from base 145 to 1269 and encodes 374 amino acids.